AUGAUCACAUUAAAAAUGCAUUUUAAAAAAUAUUUAGCUAUUUUUGUAAUAUUUGCAAUCUUUGCAAUUCAAUUUACUGUACAAAGUUCUGAAAAUGAUGUUCUUUCAAGUAAUGAAUCAAAUGAAGAGGAAACUAAUUUAGUAGAAAAGAAAUCAGAAUUAUCAUCAAGUUCUUCUGAAGAAAACGUUGUUACAGAACCACCUAAAGUUCCUGAAUAUGAUAAAGAAACAACAAUUGCUACUAUUAUAAAAGAAAAAUCAACAAAAAAAGAAAAUGGUUUAAAAUCUAAAAUGAAAAGCUUGGGAAAUAGCGCUAAAGAAAAAUUAUAUGAAGCAAAAAACAAAUUGAAAAAUAGUUUACAAGAAACAAAUGAAAAAAUGAAAGAAGCUGGAAAAAGAUUUAAAGAAAAAACUGUAGAAUCACAUGUUGGAAGAAAAGCUAAAAAUGUGGCUGAAAAUGUUAAGAAGGGCUUUCAAAAAUUUUCAUCAGGAUUUAAAAACAAAUUAUCAAAACUUUUUUAA
Messenger RNA from Strongyloides ratti, 522 nucleotides. RefSeq lists its product as hypothetical. Lineage: Eukaryota; Metazoa; Nematoda; Chromadorea; Rhabditida; Strongyloididae. The record is from RefSeq and is a predicted model, not a curated record. The transcript has 3 exons. Bases 1 to 522 code for a protein of 173 amino acids.